Molecule: messenger RNA, 823 nt
Organism: Harmonia axyridis
Lineage: Eukaryota; Metazoa; Arthropoda; Insecta; Coleoptera; Coccinellidae
Gene: ATPsyndelta
Product: ATP synthase subunit delta, mitochondrial
Exons: 5
Coding region: 156-629 (157 amino acids)
Biological process (GO): proton motive force-driven ATP synthesis
Molecular function (GO): proton-transporting ATP synthase activity, rotational mechanism
Source: RefSeq, a predicted model, not a curated record
UCCAUUUAUUUUAUUACUGUUGGAUCUGUGUUGAAUUAUCGAACGUCCAUCAAAAAAAAUCUUCUAACCUUAGCGCAUUAGUCUACUUCGAAACAUUACCGAUUUUCAGUUUUUAAAUCUCAUUAUCGAUUAAAAGACUAUUUCUUUGAUUCGCAAUGGCUUUGAGAUCAGUAUCCCGUUUAUUAAGCAACCGUGCUAUCAAUCAAGUAUACAAACGGGGAUAUGCUGAUGAGAUGAGUUUCACUUUUGCGGCAGGCAAUAAAGUGUUCUAUGAUGCAAAAUCUAUAAAACAAGUAGAUGUACCUUCAUUUUCUGGAGCUUUCGGUAUAUUACCCAAGCAUGUACCUACAAUAGCUGUUCUGAAACCUGGUGUUGUGAGUGUAUUUGAAAACGAUGGAAAUGUAAACAAAGUUUUUGUAUCCAGUGGCACUGUAACAAUUAAUGAAGAUUCCUCUGUACAAAUAAUAGCAGAAGAAGCUGUGCCUGUUGGUGAUUUAGAUGUAUCUGCCGCAAGAGAUGCUUUGAGUAAAGCACAAUCUCAACUUAAUUCUGCUUCUACAGAUAAGACCAAAGCUGAAGCAUCAAUUGCAGUAGAGGUAGCAGAGGCUAUUGUUAAGGCUGCAGAAUAAUUAUCAAAAAAGUAAUGCAUAAAUAAUUGAAAGAAAUGAGAAAUAGUUUACGAUUCCAAAAAUACAAAAUAGAAGUUUCUCUAUAUCCAUUCAAUUAGAGUUAAUUAUUUGAGUGAUCUUUAUAAGAAACACAAAUGUAAAAUAUAAUUACUUCUUUGAAUGCAUUUUCAAAUAAAUAAUGGCAAUUUAUUUAA